Molecule: messenger RNA, 942 nt
Organism: Rotaria sp. Silwood1
Lineage: Eukaryota; Metazoa; Rotifera; Eurotatoria; Philodinida; Philodinidae
Source: the annotation of a GenBank genome assembly
AUGAAUCAUUGCUUUGUUAAUGAUUUGUGUACUUUCAGCCUAUCGUCAUAUUGUGAUAAAAAAUGUGGACGAAAAAUUCAUAUUCCUCCUUAUCUUCCUAUUUAUGAUGGUCAUAUACAUCUGAAUCAAGUUGUUAAUGAAAUUCAAUCUGAAUUGAUUGCUAUUAAAGCGAUCCCUUCUAUUCGUGAAUAUCAUUUCGUUAAUAAUAAUCACAAACCUGAUGGAUGGUCGGUUUUGAAUUCUUAUCAUGUUCCUCAACACGUUCACAUAUAUCCCACCAUGGGUAUUCAUCCAAAAUAUUUUGAUCCACAAGGUGUAUAUAAAAUUCUUGAUGAUCUUCAAAAUCAUUUAGAAAUUUCCCAUCAUAUUUCAAAUUCUAAAAAUAAAAUAGUUGCAGUUGGAGAAUGUGGACUUGAUGAAACAGCUAUGACAAACAUUGAUCAACAAUUAUUUGUCCUUGAAAAACAGAUUGAUCUUGCCAAUCGAUUCCAUCUCCCACUGGUUAUCCAUUGUCGUGGUACUCACCUUUAUCAAAAAUUAUUCGAUUGUAUUAAAAAUCGAAUAUCUGACAGAAAUUUUCCAUUUCAUUGGCAUUGUAUCAAUAGUAAUUCGAAUUUGCAUAUUAUUGAUUUAUUUUUAAACCAGUAUCCGAAUUCCUACAUCGGCUUUAAAGGAUCCAUCACACAUGGAAAUAAUACUGAAAAUUUUCAUAGAUUUGAAAACUGGUUAAUAAAAAGAUCACCUUUUCUUCCUGAAAGACUAAUAUUCGAAACAGAUUAUCCUUAUCUUCCACCUGAAAAUCUCCAUGGUAAAUAUGAUCCAACAGCUGCUCUAAUAGCUUCAGCUAUAUACUUAUCAAAAACUAUAACUGGUUCUGAUGAAAAUACAUAUUCAUACAUUCAUUCAUCCAAUAUUAAUAUUAUAUCCACGUACAAUCUGUAA